AUGUUGAUGGCUUAUCCCAUCAGCAGUAAUGGCAGCUUCGGCGAGGUUGGAAACGUGGCAUAUCCCCAGAACGCAACUCAUCUACCUUCACUCUGCGUGGCAACAAUCAACGUCACGUCUUCGUCAACUUCCUCGUACACUUUUGGGCUGUUUCUGCCAGACGAGUGGAACCAGCGGUUCCUCGCCGUCGGUAAUGGCGGCUUCUCCGGGGGCAUUAACUGGUAUGCCAUGGGCACAGGCGCCAAGUACGGCUUCGCAACCAUCUCAACAUCGACGGGCCACAACUCGACAUCACAGGACAUGAGCUGGGCGCUCAACAAUCCCGAGACAAAAACCGACUGGGCUGGCCGUAGUCUUCACGGCUCGACGGUUCUGGCCAAAGUAAUUGUGGAAAAGUACUACGGCAGAGCGGCUGACAAGUCCUACUAUUCUGGGUGCUCGACAGGAGGGCGGCAGGGCGUUAAGUCGGCGCAGGACCACCCCGAAGAUUUUGACGGCAUUAUCGCUGGCGCGCCGGCGUGGAUGUCUACGAGCCAGCAGUUGUGGCAACUCAAAGUCGGCGCCAUUAACCUGCCGGAGGACGGGCCCGGGUACCUCCCGGAGACUAUGUUCGAGGUCAUCGGCGAAGAAGUCUUGCGGCAGUGUGAUGCGUCUGAUGGCAUCGCUGACGGCAUUAUCAUGGAUCCCAAGCACUGCAGCUUCCGGCCAGAGAAGCUGAUCUGCACGGCCAGCUCGGCCAACCGAUCAGCAUGUCUCACGGCGCCACAGAUUUCGACCCUCAAGCAGCUAUAUUUGCCCCCAAUCCAGCUGGAUGCAAAUGUUCACAAUCUGACAUACAUCUAUCCCAACUUCGGCCUUGGGUCAGAGGUCCAGAUGCCGUCUUCAUUCGGUUCCAACAAUGAGCCGAGUUUGUACGAGACAGACUACGCAAAGAACUACCUAUUUGACGAUCUGGAUUGGGACUGGAAGGCCAGCUUCAACUACUCGACGUUUGUCGAAGCAGCAAGGCUCAACCCUGGGGACGUCAACGCGAACAAUUUCAACCUAUCAUCGUUUCACGGACGCGGCGGUAAGCUGAUCCAAUACCACGGCUACGCGGAUGGUCUCAUCCCUACGGAUGUCAGCCGGGUCCUUUACGACGAGACGUGGAUGACGAUGGCGGAACAAGGCGUGGAAUUGGACGCAUUUUACCGUCUCUUCUUUGUGCCGGGCAUGCAGCACUGCUCAGGGAGUGUGUACAACGCGCCGUGGUAUUUUGGGGGCAGUGAGCACUCGUCCAACUUGGAGGUAAACGGACAACACGCAUUUCCAGUGCCUGGACUUAACGAUACGCAGCACGAUGCGCUGCUUGCGCUGGUUGCGUGGGUAGAGGGUGGGCAAGGGGUAGACGAGCUUGUAGCCACCAAGUACGCCAAUGACACAGUUGGCAAUGGUAUCUUGCGGCAGCGUCCGAUCUGUAAGUACCCUGGCCAUGCAUCGUGGGAUGGCAAGGGAGAUGUAAAUUCGGCGUCAAGCUGGAGUUGUGUUGGCUACAACUCUUGA
This is a messenger RNA of Colletotrichum spaethianum, 1542 nucleotides long. Its product is annotated as putative feruloyl esterase B-2. Lineage: Eukaryota; Fungi; Ascomycota; Sordariomycetes; Glomerellales; Glomerellaceae. Bases 1 to 1542 code for a protein of 513 amino acids. The transcript has a single exon. The record is from RefSeq and is a predicted model, not a curated record.